UUGUCCGGCGGAGCAGCGAUCAGCCAGUCAGUCCUACCGAGAACCCAGCGAGACUUCUACCGUGCGGCACCGGACCACCCCGUCGGAUCCAGAACCAGUCCAGAAUGUGGUGGCGGCAGCCGGAGGACAGCACCCACUGAGCCCGAGCAACCGCGAACGGAAAGCACCGAGCCACCGGAGCUGUCAUUUUUAACUCGGCGGGUCCGCCGGCUGCUCUCCCCGGUCACAGACUGCUCAGACUCCCCGGCUGGCUAGCUAACCCCCGCUAGCUGCUCGGCUAACACCCGCCGCUCCUCGCCGCUCGUCUGCCCGGGACAAACCGCACCUGUCCCGGCUGUCAGUGUCCCAGUCGCCCGCUAGGAGCUCCGAACAAUGCGCUGCUCGUUCGUGGGCGACUUUUCACGGCCGUGGGGGGUUUUAAGGCACACUUUGCCCAGAAACCAGUGAUAGCUCGGCGGCUCCAGCUAACAAGUUGACGUGGAGGAGGAACUGGAGUUUUUUUCUUCUUCUUUUUUUUUUUUUUUGGAUUGUCGAGAUUGUUGUUGAUGUUGUCCGAGCUGUGAUUCCACAAGGAUUACUUUUCACCACCCACCCACAAGAGGGCUUUCCCCACGCAGGUCACUAACCAGCCAGUUAGCUAUGUUUAUUUGCGGCCAGAAAGUAAUUUCAAGUGUUUCCAGAUUCCACAGUGGGACUCUUUCCUGGUUCGAGUGCUGCAGCGGAAACAUUAGCUAACACAGACUAGCUCCCAUCGGUGUUGUCGUGUUUCUAGCUAGAUAGACGGAACUAACUGUUGCCAAACUAUUCAACUAUCAGCUGCUGAUUGUGGGGGGUUUUUUCUGCACCUGGAGACCAGCUGACUGAUCCAAACCUCCACUUCCUCCAGCUGGCCGUGAAUUCACGUUGAGUUCGGAUCGUUAUCGAGAUAUUUUAUUUUCUGUCUAUUUUUUGGAGCAGAACCAGCAGAGAUGUCGGGCCAGUCUAUCACGGAUCGGAUCGCGGCAGCUCAGCACAGCAUGACCGGCUCGGCCAUCAGCAAGGCGGUGUGCAAAGCCACCACGCACGAAGUGAGCGGACCCAAGAAGAAGCACCUCGACUAUUUGAUCCACUGCACCAACGAGAUGAACGUCAACAUCCCCCAGCUGGCGGACACGCUGUUCGAGCGCACGGCCAACUCCAGCUGGGUGGUGGUCUUCAAAGCCCUCAUCACCACCCACCACCUCAUGAUGUACGGCAACGAGCGUUUCAUCCAGUACCUGGCCUCCAGAAACACUCUGUUCAACCUGAACAACUUCCUGGAUAAAGGAGCCCUGCAAGGUUACGACAUGUCAACCUUCAUCAGACGAUACAGUCGCUACCUGAACGAGAAGGCCAUGUCCUACCGACUGGUGGCUGUGGAUUUCACCAAGAUGAAGAGGGGUAUCGAUGGUGUGAUGCGCACCAUGAACACAGAGAAGCUGAUCAAGACGCUGCCCAUCAUCCAGAACCAGCUGGAUGCUCUGCUGGACUUCCAGGCCAACCCUAACGAGCUGACCAACGGCGUGAUCAACUCGGCCUUCAUGCUGCUCUUCAAAGACUCCAUCAGGCUGUUUGCGGCAUACAACGAAGGGGUCAUCAACCUGCUGGAGAAAUACUUCGACAUGAAGAAGAACCAGUGUAAAGACGCUCUGGACAUCUACAAGAAAUUUCUUUACAGGAUGACGAAGCUGUCGGAGUUCCUUAAAGUGGCAGAGCAAGUUGGAAUAGAUCAGGGUGACAUCCCAGAUCUCUCACAGAAAACAAAAGGAUCAUACAUUGCCCCCAGCAGCCUCCUGGAGGCUUUGGAGCAGCACUUGGCCUCUCUGGAGGGCAAGAAGACCAAGGAGCUGAACGCCGACACCAGAGCAUCAACCCUGUCCAGCGCCGUCUCGUCUCUCUCCUCCACCGGCAUGUCCUUCAGCCGCAUGGACGAGAAGGAGAAGCAGCAAGCCCUGGAGGAGGAGCAGGCCAGAUUGCAGGCUCUUAAGGACCAGCGCCUGAAGGAGAUCAGCAUGCAGACUCCACCCUCUGCCUCCCCCAGCAGCCAGUCGAUAGGCAGCGCCAACAACAACCACAUCACACAAACCCCGGAGUUGUUCAGCUCCGCGCUGUCUGCCAACAGCGUGCCCAAUCUGAACAGUGACCUGUUUGAUCUUCAGCCGGCCUUCAUCCCUGCUGUGCAGAGCACUCCCUCCAUCUCCACCGUCAACAGUGCCUGGGGAGGAAUGGAGAGCCAGCCUCUGCAGCAGACCUCCUCGGCCAUGACCGUAGAUUUCGAUGCCGUGUUUGGGAAUAAGGCCACACCCAGUAACAACGGCCCACAACCUGCAGCUGGUUUCGAUGCUCUCGGAGACCUGUUAAAGCCGACAGUUCCCACGCACACCGCACCUCCUCUUCCUCCUCAAAUGGCCAUCCAUCCUGGAGGAAAGCUGCUAGCCAACGACCUCGACUCCUCUCUGGCUAACCUCGUGGGCAAUCUGCAGUUUGGUGGGACCCCAGCCAAGAAGCCAGAGAUGCAGUGGAGCCAACCGGGAGAGAAGAAGCUGACCGGCGGCCAGAACUGGCAAAACAAGACCAUGUCGACUACACAGUGGAGCCCUGCACCGAUGGCACCACAGCCCAUGCCGGUACAACAUGUGAAUGGAAUGUUCUAUACUAGUUAUGCUCCAGCUCCCAUGGCUUUCCCCAUGACCACACCGCAAGUGCCUGUGUAUGGAAUGGUUCCUCCUCAGAUGGGUCAGAUGGGCGGGGUUCCUGUGAUGGCUCCUCAGCCCAUGAUGUACAACCAGCCUGUUCUCAGACCCACCAACCCCUUCGCACCGAUGCCCGGAGCCCAGAUGCAAUUCAUGUAAUCCAGUCGGGGGGGAAGCAGAGUGCCAAAAGCGACAAAGUAACAGCAGAAGAAAACACACAAGAGGACGAUCGGACGGACGGAGGAGUGAUUUUCGAUGGAGCUAAAGCAACUUAAGAGACGACAAGACGACCGACUGACGCCAAAAGAGGAGGAGAUGACGAAAAAGAGGAUGGAUGGAUGGAUGGAUGGAUGGACGGAUUGAUGGACGGAUGGAUGGUCGUCAUCUGAAACAACUCCCUGCAUGCGUGCUAGCGUAGCUUCUCUGUUUCUUUGUGUUUUUAAAUCUUGCCGAUGGAGUGACGCCUAAGGAGAGGGGAUGAGGAUGAGGAUGAGGAUGAGCGAGAGAAAGACGGGAUCGAGGAAACCCUACCUCUGGUUUUCAGUCGGGAUGUGAAUGUUCUCCGCUGCAGAAUUAGCUUUAUUUCAUACUGGUGCUAUUCUGUCCUCUCUGGGCCGCCGUCCGCCUGCAAAGGCAUCUUGGUUGCACAUCUGAGAGGACAAGUGUGUGUUCAACUGUGUGUGUUUGUGUGGAGAAACGUUGGCAGCAGUUGUUUCAGACGACCGACCGACCCGUCCAUCCCGUUCGCUGACUGUCCGUCCGGCGAGACACUCAGAGGCAAAUCUUCUCAAGUGUGUUUCCUGUAAUUUUUCCGCUCUGUUGGGAUACCUUUGUAUUUUUCCCUUCGUCAACCUUUUCCUGAAUGUCAUCGGGGCUUUGUACAGCAGUCUAUUGGAGCAUCUGUUAAUAGUAGCCGAGCAUUUGUUGUUAUGGGUUUUAAAGCUGAAGACUUUUGUUACUGCGCUUUCUUUCCCCCCUUCCUAAAGCUGCAGAUGCACACAGAGAGCGACAAGCUAGUACCGUCCAGAGAUGCCACGGCUGUUAGGAAAAGUUUUCUUUCAAAAAUAUUGGGUUUAUGGCCUCAUCACAGCAAGACAUGAUACAGCAAAAUCAAUCCGUUUGUCUGUGGGAAGCGUUUGGUUUGCUAGAAAGCUAAGCACUAACACUCAUGCUAGUUGUGGGAGCCAGUUGUUUAGCUUGUUAUGGCGAUUGUUCUUUAAUUAAUUCUGUUAAGAGAGUAGCAGAAGCUCUUUAAACCUUCUGAACCCCCAAAUUUGCCAACAGGUUUGGAAGUCAUGCUAUCUUAAAAAAAAAAAAAAAAAAAAAAAAAAAAAAAAGCCUAAUUAACACCAUUCAUCAACUUUUGGACAGUCCUUGAACUACUCAACUGGAAAACCAAACCAAACCUGAGCUUAGAAUUGUCAUUUAAUGCAAAAUCACUUACUUGAUUUCAUCUGUUUGUCUGUGGGAAGUGUUUGGUUCACUGGAAAGCUAAGCACUAGCACUCAUGCUAGUUGUGCUAGGCGGUUUUCUUAAUAUGGUAAUUCUAACCCUAACCCUGGUUAAGGUAGCUUGUCGUCUGUCAGUUAGCAGCAUGCCUGUUAGCUUGGUUGCUAAUGUCAGCAAACUAAUUCUCCAUUUUUGUGCAGCAGAUUUGAAGCUUGUAGAAAUAGUCUUUAGUUUUACAAGUUUGUUCAAUCUACCAGCCACUUUGGCAGAUGAAUAAAAGUUAAUUUCCUGCCAUUCUAACAACGAACCUGAAACUUUUUGAAGUUCCAUGCCCCGUCCAGUCCAGCAUCCACAUAUACUCCAACAGGUAAUUAACACUGGAUUGUGCACAAAGCUGUUUAGACAGCAGCUUUCGGUGAACAACAAUGAUUCAACCGUUGACUUUAAAGAUGCGAUUUUCCAAGUAGAUGUUGCUCGUUAUGACUGUUUGCUGUCCUAAAUGUUUCUGUGAUGAGGCCUUAAACCAGGUAUACCUGUCCAUCUUGAAGACAGUCAGAUGGAAGAAAAGUGUGCUUUUUUCUUGGGCACUUAACAGUGUUUAUUAGCAUCAUUAGCCCGGCUGACAGCAGCUGGACGACCUGUGUGUAUCUGUUUUUCUGUCUUCAUUAGCUCACCAACCACAUCCAGACUUUAAAAGGUUUCUAAAAUGAGAGCUUUUUCAUUAGCUACCACCUCUUGGCAGAUCCACGUUAUGUGCCAGUGAUUGAUGACAGCAGCACUGAGUGAGUAAAUGUUACUGAAUCAAGUUGAAUUCACUUUAAAUUGCACUGAAUCAAAAUGAGUGGCUGUAAGUGCGACUCUGAGCAGAGAGCCAAAAAAAAGGACGCUGUACUGGCGGCGGCAUCGUCCUCCAUCUGCGGCUCCAACGAACUUUGGGGAUCAAAUCCGACUCAUGCAAGAAGUCGCGGUCGUUCCUCAGCCAAAGCUCCAUGAGGUCCACUGUUGGUCUCUCUGUGCAUUCUGGUGUGUGUUACGUUUUUUUCCAUUGAGGGCUAUUUCUGAGGGUCAAAUUUGAAGUCAAACUUGAGCCGACGGGUUUGACGCGAAACGUGCUCGAUUUGUUUUUAUAAAGAAUAUAAUCAAAUUUUGUUGCAAAAAUGCACAUGCAGAAAUGUUGCACUUACGCGGCUCUACUGCCGCUGUAGAGCUGAGGAAGAGAUUUGAAGUUUGUAGAAAUGAUAGGAGUUUUUGGGUUUGUUUAAUCCACUGGCCACUUUGGCAGGUGUUAUUUUCCAGCCGUUCUAACAAACGAACUUGAAGCUUUUUGUAGUCCCGUCCCCGGUCCCGUCCAGCACCCACAACCAUCAGUGAUAGUCGAGUAUCAUCGUCCACUCUGCUGUGAAAUCUCUAGAAUCUUGCUUCAGUCUCUCUAGUCUAGUCGGUCUAUCUCUAGAAUGCUUUUUUAGUCUGUUUCGUCACCGUGUGUGUAGAUAUGUUAAAAAAAAAAAAAAAAAAAGCUAUAAUAACCAGUUCCUGUUUAGACUGUCUUUGCCCAUCCAUCACUGUCGCUGUUGGAUAGAUUACCGCUCUUAGAAGCUUCUUGUCGCAGUCUUGUGUUAGCUUAGCCUCCACCUCGUCCUCUCCUCUGCCGGCGUCUAGACUCUAUAGCUCUAUUAUCUCUCUCGGUGUCUCUGUCUUUUAGCUGUAGAUGAAACCUUUCAGAGGCUCUCAGGCUUUGUGGUUUGCUCUUUCUCCUCGCUGUCGCCAUCGCUCCAGUGUUUGGUAGAUCACGUCUUACUUCCUGUCUCGACAACGUCUGCCUCUGCCUCAAUGUCAGUGGCCUACAAACCGUCUCUGAUGGGACCCCGACAGCGAAUCACAUGAUGUCCAGGUGUUUUGUGAAGAAUCGGAAGAGACACACGGUGCUUUUCUAGAACAAAGUAGUCAACAAAUGGAAACGAGCUUUAGUUCAGUAGAUUUCAGCCGCAGCUGGAAGGUUUGACGGUCGACCAGCUCUCGUUCAGGGCUUCUUAUGGAGUUUUUUGAGUAGGAAACGUGUGAAUCCACUAAUCAAGUUCAGUUAGACUUUAAUUAUGCUUUCGUGCAAACUUUUUUGCAGAGAAAGAUGUCAUUGGUGGUCGCAAAAACCCCGUAAAGCUCAACAACAUAGUCGUCUUCAAGCAGGGAACUAAACUACCCUUCAAGGCACUUAAUACCAUCUUGUCCCAUCCGUUCGAUACGUCCAAAUUCUUUCUUUCUUGGAUGGUUUGUUUGCAAUCAGUCACAGUUUAGUUUUCUUUACGUUGUGGUUUCCCUGAACGUCGCUCCAGACAAGUAUUAUACAGAAAAACUUACAACUUGAGAAGGAAAUGCAAAAUUUAGCUUUCAAGCCAAACAUGACUGAACGGAAAUCAGAUUUCUGGCGUUUUUCUGGAUGAACUUCCUCCGUCCUCACCGUCCUCUCCGAGGAACCUUCCAAGUCCCAAGUUGGACACUCAUGAAACUAUUCCCUUAAUGGAUGCUUCUGCUUUGGCACCAACAUUUUUAAAUCCUCUGACAGCUGCCUUACUGUCUCUAAUCUCGUGUGAUGAAUCGGCGCUUCAGAAAGAGGAGUCGCUGCCAUGGCACUGAUCCAGAAUCAGGUCAUCGCAGCUCCCGGAUCUUUAGGUAAUCGAUCACAUCAGACUCCUGAUGUUCGUAUUAACCUCAUUUGAAAACUAAUUUGGCCAGCUUUGGUGUGAACAACGGCGUUUUGACUGCCAGAAUGUUCAUCGGUGACUUUUUUUUUUCUUUAACGCUACAUGUGUUCUUCUUCUUGUUCAGUUAUCGGCUUUUCUUUCCAUUUUUUUCCACAUUUCUCUGCAUGGAAUCCAGUCCUGCCUGUUGCGACGAGGUUUUCUCUGUCUGUCUGUCUCAAGUGGUUUCAAAAUGUCCAGACUUCAGGGGCGUAGAAACCGAGACCACCAUGGGUUUUGGGUCUCUUAAACGUCUCCUUUAGUGUCGAUGUAACUGCCAGUAAUUACUACAGCUUUAUCACGUAGGUGGUUUUGUUAUCCGGGGAGGGGUUUGGCCGAGCAUGCGGGCUCUUUUUCGGCGCUUCCCUCCCUCAAAUUCAGACUCUUUUUCUCACAUUUACAGCUGGGAGUUUCCGACCACUGUUCCCUGGUCCGUUUGGGAUCAGUCCAGGCAGCCUGGCGGCGACGUCACGGAGUUUCUCUCGACUUUAAAAGCUGCUACCGCCUCUCUGCAUCGUUGUAGCAUGAAUCUAGGUGGAGAAGGAUCGACAAAUAAACCUUGAUGUCAUAUUAAAUCGUCUGUUCUCUGCUAAGGCCAAGUGUGUCAGAGAGCAGGACUCUUCUCUGGCCAGCCAUCUCUCUCUCUUUCUGGGGUCAGUGAGUGCAUGGUUGUAUCGUUGUCAGUGUUUGUUGUCCUUUUUUUCCAAAAAGCAUGAUAUGACAGUGAUGGUGAUGAUGAUGAUGAUGAUGAUGAUGAAUCCUCUCCUCUUGUUGUCCCCGUUUUCAAACCGUGUCGUCCGUCAAGCCGAAGGGAUCGUACUUGACCAAUCGUUUGCCGUCCGCGACAGCAGUUCCGUCACUCGUGAAUCUGACGGAUGUUUGCGCUGUCGAUAAAUGAGCCACUGUAGCAAAAACGGAGCGCCAAACUUUAUUUUUUUGUUUUGUUUUCCUUCUCCCAAAGAUCUUACGUUCGUUGCUUGCAGCACACGUCCUCGGCGGCGGGUUUGUGGCCGGAAAACCCAAAACGACAGAAACAGAGAGAGAGGCCGUUUAACGGAUAAAAAUUUCCUCAUUUUUUUUUUUUUUUUGUCAGUGAGUUGGUGUUGAAUCAAAGAUCUCUUGUGCACGUUCUGUUUUUUCUACAUCUGUGUUUUUUGGUAAGAACCCUCGGAUUGCUGCCUCACUUAUACUGUAUAUAGAGAAUUACAAACACUCACGACACAGAGCUUAAAGACAUAACCUGCAACUGCGUUAUUUUCCUUUACCCUUUAUUUUUCUGGAAGAUAUUAGUGUUCCUACAGCGGUAUACUCUGAUUACCACUCGGUGGGGGCGGGCUAACAGACAGACCUCCCCCAUACAUCAGGAUCAGCCAUGAAUUCUCAACGAUGCCAAAUGUUUUCGGAGCAGAGUACACCUUUUAAUCUGUCUGUCUCCUCCCCCCCAUCUCUCUUUGUACAUUUUUUUUUCUAUUUAUUUAAAGCAGAAAUAUAUGGAUUGUAUCAAGCAUGGAAAGGCAAACAAAUGUUACAGUUGACAAAAACAAACAAAAAAAAAUCACAGGCUUUUAUUUUACAGCAGUAUAUUUGUUUAUUCUAGGGAUUUGUUUUCUGUCUCUCUCUUUUUUUUGGAAGAAAUAAAAAGUCAUUUUCCAUUCCUAAACAA
Amphiprion ocellaris (clown anemonefish) is the source of this 8558-nucleotide messenger RNA. Its product is annotated as phosphatidylinositol-binding clathrin assembly protein. Gene Ontology annotation, molecular function: SNARE binding; phosphatidylinositol-4,5-bisphosphate binding; 1-phosphatidylinositol binding. Gene Ontology annotation, biological process: clathrin-dependent endocytosis; clathrin coat assembly; synaptic vesicle budding from presynaptic endocytic zone membrane. NCBI's taxonomy places the organism in Eukaryota, Metazoa, Chordata, Actinopteri, Pomacentridae. Gene Ontology annotation, cellular component: synaptic vesicle; clathrin-coated pit; extrinsic component of presynaptic endocytic zone membrane. The record is from RefSeq and is a predicted model, not a curated record. Bases 969 to 2870 code for a protein of 633 amino acids. The transcript has 21 exons.